GCAGAAUACGAAGCUCGGCACGCACAGCUAUUGGAUAGAAGCGAUGCACGUGUUCAUCGGCGCAACCGUGGUGUUUGCGGCGCUUACAAUACCACAGGCGGUACGUUACUCCAUGUACGCAAUGCGAGUACCGAAUGGCAACAAGGUUCCGGGCGUGACGGCGCUGGGGCACCUGGACCCGAAGCUGGCUGGGCCGAUGAACGAGUUUGGCAUGGACAUGAUCGAUGCUGACUUCCACUGGACAAAAGAGUUCUGCAUGAAGGACUCGGAUGGCGACGGUCAGACGAACGGACAGGAACUGGGCGAUCCGUGCUGCGAGUUCGUGUUCAGGAAGAAUCCCAAGGUGCGCUGGACGGAGGGCGUCUCGCACCCUGGAGACGCCACGUUCAUGUCGGAUCCGAAGCUCUGGGAGGGAGUCGCGUGUGAGGAGUCCAUUGAUACAGCAGCGAGACCGCCUAACACAUCAGCUAACGUUGGUGAAGAAGCUUACACCGAAGCAGCAGCAGCAGUGAAGGUGGAGGAGACUGCGACGGAGGAAGCGGUAAGUACAGAAACAACAACGGAGGACGCGGAGGAGCACGAGGCUGCUACUGUUCAAAGCGAGACUGCUGAAGCUUCGUCCGCGCUCUUCUCGUCGAGUUUGCUAUCUGCGGUGGUCGUUUUUGGCCUGUUGGAUGUCAUUUUGUCAAACGAAGAUGUAUUUUACAUGCACAUGUACAGUGGUGUUGCCAAAUGCGUCAACGACAUCGAGGUUGGCUUUCAUCGGAUGACUCCAAGACAAGUCUGUUGCGCCGACUCCCUUCCAGCGCUCAAAUACACUGCUGUGACCAACAUGGCGCGUGGCACGCGAAUGUCUAUUUGGCAAAUCAGCAAAUAG
Messenger RNA from Phytophthora infestans T30-4, 877 nucleotides. RefSeq lists its product as uncharacterized. The coding region runs from base 44 to 877 and encodes 277 amino acids. The transcript is spliced from 3 exons. NCBI's taxonomy places the organism in Eukaryota, Oomycota, Peronosporomycetes, Peronosporales, Peronosporaceae. The record is from RefSeq and is a predicted model, not a curated record.